Molecule: messenger RNA, 3112 nt
Organism: Daphnia pulicaria
Lineage: Eukaryota; Metazoa; Arthropoda; Branchiopoda; Diplostraca; Daphniidae
Gene: Rtc1
Exons: 10
Coding region: 87-2849 (920 amino acids)
Biological process (GO): ribosome biogenesis; endonucleolytic cleavage of tricistronic rRNA transcript (SSU-rRNA, 5.8S rRNA, LSU-rRNA)
Cellular component (GO): nucleolus
Molecular function (GO): RNA endonuclease activity; nucleic acid binding
Source: RefSeq, a predicted model, not a curated record
AUAAUUUCGUCGUCUGCAGCUUCUAACCUUCUAUCUUCUAGUUUGUAGCACGUGUAUAUGUUGGGCGAAGAAAUUUACACAAUUAAAUGUCUCGCAGUGAUUCCAAUCAACAAUCGAGCCGACUUAGGUAUGAAGGCUGUAAUUUUUUUCGUCAAAGAUUGGUGCUAGCUACGCUUUCGUGUAGACCUGUUUCAAUCGUAAACAUUCGAUCGAAAGAAAAUGAUCCUGGUCUAAAAGAAUUUGAAGCUAGUUUCAUUCGACUUCUAGACAAAAUUACAAAUGGUUCAAAGAUUGAAGUUAAUGAGACAGGCACAGCUGUUCAUUAUGAACCAGGUCUCCUUUAUGGCGGAACCAUUGAACAUGAUUGUUCAACCCAACGCUCCAUUAGUUAUUAUCUAGAACCUCUGUUACCCCUUGGACCUUUCUGUAAAAUACCCUUACAUCUCACUCUUAGAGGAGUAACUAAUGAUCAAACUGAUCCAUCAAUUGAUAUCAUCAGAUGCUCUUCAAUGCCUAUUCUGAAAAGAUUUCUCUUGGUUGAUGAUGGUUUAGUGUUAAAGAUAAAUAAAAGAGGGGCUCCACCUAAGGGAGGAGGAGAAGUAAUAUUUACUUGCCCUCUCAGAAAACAAUUACGGGCUCUGCAGUAUGUAGACCCUGGAAAAAUUAAAAAAAUUCGGGGCGUUUCUUAUGCUUUACGUACUUCCCCAACAAUGACAAAUCGUAUGAUCGAAGCCGCAAAGGGAAUACUUUUAAAAUACAUUCCUGACGUAUUCAUUCUCACUGACCAUAGAAAAGGACCCGCUAGCGGUCUUUCUCCUGGUUUUGGCAUUACUUUGACCGCAGAGACCAUAAACGGUACAUUUUUGUCUGCCGAAGCUACUUCUAAUCCACAAGGAGACAAGCAAGUCCCAUCAGUGGCUGAAGAACUAGGUGAAAUAGCAGCCCUUCGACUUCUAGAAGAAAUUUACCGAGGCGGGUGUGUUGAUUCUUCAAACCAACAUCUAGUUCUAUUAUUAAUGGCUUUAGGACCAAAAGAUGUCUCAAGAGUUCUGCUUGGACCUUUGUCUCCUUAUACGAUUCAGUUUUUGAGACACAUGAAGGACUUUUUCGGAACAGUGUUCAAGAUGGAAAAUGGAAAUAAAAACGAUGGAGAUGAACUAAGGGUUGGAACUGAAAAAAUAUUAAUGACUUGUGUUGGAGCAGCUAAGGAAAGGCGUAGUAUAACACCAUCUCUAAGCUUCUCCCAGCAACAUUCUCUUACUUUUGGAAGUAACAGCUCUUAUCUGUCUAAUGAUUCCCUUCUGAAACCAAGACAAUCAGACUUUUCAAGAACAUUCGUUCCUCCACCUAAUCCUGUUAUUAACAGGUUUGUUGAGGAGCAAGAGCCAUAUGAUACAGGAUCUGACUCUGAGAAUGACAGUGCACCUGCAAAAAAGACUCCUAAAAAGAGCUGGUUCCCGUCUUGGUUUAAAAAAUCUGACCAAAUUUCGAGUACUCCAAUAAAAAAAUCUGCAUUUUAUGCAAACGUAAAGGGAAAAAUGAACAUUCUUUGGCAGUGGCAGUUCAUCGUCGUCGUUUUGCCACUGCUUGCGGCCUUGUUCUUUCUGCUCUUAGCCGCAGUUUAUAUUAGGGCUUCUUAUAACGAAGCAGGACCACCUCUGGGAACAUCUGAAUCGGCAAUGGAUCAAACAAUCCAAAACGUUAGAAACUUAAUUGAACGUGAGACCAUCUCACAUCUGUGUGGUGGAGAAGAAGUCGUAUCGGUAGAUUCUUCAUUUUUAUUGGAACAGCUGAAAAUGAAUCAGACGGUGCUCGACAAAGUUAUAGAGGCCGUAGUUGCUAAUCCUCAGUGGGGUGUCAGUGUUGACGGGGAGUCGUGGAGUAUCCCAAGCGUUCGACUUCCUAUUUGGUGCUCGAUAAAAACCUAUUUAUGGAAUAUUUUGAUUGCAUCGCUUAUUAUAAUAAUCGGAUUUGGCGUAGUUUUAUUGGUUCAUCAAAUGGUAACGGCCAGUUGCAGACAGCGUGAAAAGGAGGAGCAAGAAGUAUACACCAUGGUGGAAAUGAUAAUAGAUUUGUUGGCUCGGCAUCAAGCAAGUAUGGUGGUAGAACGUCGACCGCAUGAUGCUUACCUAGCAGUUACACAUGUCCGCGAUGUUCUCAUUCCACUAAAAGAGCGGAAGUCAAAGCUCAAAUUGUGGAACAAGGCAGUUCAGUUCCUUGAGGACAACGAGUCGCGAGUCCGGCCAGAGAUCCAACAAAUUGAAGGUGAAGACUUCCGCGUUUGGCGAUGGCUUCCUCCCAGCACCGCAUUUUCGCCCGGCAAAUCACCAGCCCAUGGAGAUCAAACUGAUGAGGCCUCAUCCAACAACAGUCUUGGUGCAGCGAAUAGCGUUACUCCUCGACCGAAAGUGUGGCAAGGCCAAGCCUUUAGCACUGAUAGUAGUGGAGUAAAUUCGCCACCUCCCUACCCGUUAACCCAGUGCCUCAAAGUGCGCAAUAUGUUCGACGCAGAAGUAGAGGUUGGCGAUUCGUGGCCGGUCCGUAUUCAGGACGCAAUUUUGGAGAAGGCAGACAAGGGGAAAACUGUGCAUAUGGCUGUUGAUCGGGGUUCGCGAGAAGGUUGUGUUUACAUCAAGUGUGCAACUGCUGAUGAUGCCGGCAAGGUAUACCACUCGCUCCACGGCUGGUGGUUUGAUGGCAAUUUGGUGACAGUGAAGUACCUAAGGCCUGAACGAUACCAUUAUCGCUUCCCAGAUUCGGCCAAAGCCACUGCCCAACUGCAGCCAUCCAACGAUAAGCGAUUAUCUCUGCAGACCAAGUUCUGGAAAUCCCCUCUCGAGCAUUUUUAAAUUAAUGAAACAAAGUCCCCAAAGCUUAAUACUGUAUACCCUAAAUUAACACGACACGCUGAUACAUCGCUUAAAGAUGUGAAACGUUUCUUCUGACGGAAAGCGAAGAAAAGUAUCAAGCAUCGUAGUGAUUCGCAAAUUGUUUCCCUAAGAAAUUCACUGUUUGGAUGAGAAGCUGAAAAAUUGCUAUUCGCGGGUUUUUUAAAAUGUUGUCUUUUUUGGCUUGUUUAACUUGAAUGGCACAAUACAAAAUACACUACUCA